CGAUUUUUCUCCCAUCCUUACGUUCGUAUCAAACUCACACUUGCCAUCGUGAGAAGCGGUGUAGUGCGAAAAAAAUAGAAAUGGCCUCCUUGUGUAGACAAAUUGUUCGCGGAAAUGCCCUUAAAAGUGUUUUAUUUUCCACUGCUCGACGGGGAUACGCUGAUAAAAUGAUGGUAGACCCCAUGGAACACGCAACUGGUCUGGAGAAGAAGGAAUUGCUGGCGAUGCAGGCUGGUAACGACGAUCCCUUCAACAUGAAAGUGCUGAAGAAGGCCGCAGGCACAAGGGACAACCCCACACUGGUGCCCUCAUGUUUCGACGCCCGAAUUGUUGGUUGCAUAUGUGAAGAACACUCAACUAGCAUCAACUGGCUCUGGGUACACAAGGACCAUCCCCGCCGUUGCGAGUGCGGACACUGGUACAAAUUGAUCGAGAAGACGCCUCUGUAAAAUCAAGUUACACUUAGUUAUCAAUUAGUAGUGUUUAUUAUCUGCAAUGAAUGUACGCAUCGACCCGCGCACAGCAUUUCGUUCUUUGAUCUAUGAUUCCUGUUUGACAUUAACUGUCAGUUAGAUACAUUAUUGAACGAAAGCAAGAAAUCAUUAAAAUAAUUGUAAGCAUACUUACCAGUGUUUCAUUGAAGUGUUACCUACAUGCAGUUGUUUGUUAAUGGGUAUUUAAUUUUAUGUAGCUAUUAAAUAUUUAAUCGGA
This is a messenger RNA of Colias croceus (clouded yellow), 711 nucleotides long. RefSeq names its product cytochrome c oxidase subunit 5B, mitochondrial-like. Gene Ontology annotation, biological process: mitochondrial electron transport, cytochrome c to oxygen. Lineage: Eukaryota; Metazoa; Arthropoda; Insecta; Lepidoptera; Pieridae. The record is from RefSeq and is a predicted model, not a curated record. Gene Ontology annotation, cellular component: mitochondrial envelope. The coding region runs from base 81 to 449 and encodes 122 amino acids. The transcript is spliced from 4 exons.